This is a messenger RNA of Fibroporia radiculosa, 1725 nucleotides long. RefSeq lists its product as uncharacterized. Lineage: Eukaryota; Fungi; Basidiomycota; Agaricomycetes; Polyporales; Fibroporiaceae. Gene Ontology annotation, molecular function: phosphoprotein phosphatase activity. Gene Ontology annotation, cellular component: plasma membrane. The transcript is spliced from 5 exons. The record is from RefSeq and is a predicted model, not a curated record. The coding region runs from base 1 to 1725 and encodes 574 amino acids.
AUGGCCGCAGCUAACUCGCUAGACCACCCAAGUACCCAGGUAGUAGACCACUCCCCCUCUUAUCAUCGCAUUCAUACUCAUUUCCUGUCUCUGAAGAAUCCUAAGGGGAGGCAAGCAGUCGAGGGGGGCCUAACCGUGUCACAGCCUGCAGAGGGGACGCAAUACCAAAGUAGUAACGAGAAAACGGAGACAUCUAACGACCCAAAUACUCUCAAAACAUCUCCAAGCGCCACCGCCAAUGGCUCCGUCGCUGCUCCAGGGGAUGUUCCGAGAUCUGACGGUACCGUCGGCACAGGACAGGCCCCCAAUACUCUAGUCCCAUCUGCACAGGCUACUCAUGCAGAGACGUCUCAUACAGCAACUACCAGCACGUCUCUUGGGAAAGACAGCACAGAUGCCGUCGACAAAUAUAAAGAGAACGACAAGGAUAAAGGUUCUCUGGACACUACGCUGGGUACGCGCGCCCAAUCCUUUCAUCGCAAGGACGUCAAAUCCGUCUCCGAAGGGGCGCAUACGGCAUCCAGCACCGCGGAGCAACCAUCUACUGCGCGUUCCAAAACUAAACGCGCCCGCCGGUCGUUUUUUGUGAAAUUCAUGCACGUUCUCGUCCCUUGUGUUGGCUCGUCUCAGAGCGACCAUUUUGACGAGUCUAAGAUCGUGUCACCUCUGCCGACGUCGGAAGGCAGUUUGCCCAUGCACAGGGAGAAGCCUGCCGCGAAGGAAGGCAAAGACUUGCCGCCGACGCCGCCACCUGUCCAAGAGCCACUGUCUAGCGCCCCGACGGAGGUGCCCGCACAAUCCACCCCGGAAGAGGCUGUCUCAGUGCCACAACAAGCCGCCUUGUCGCUGCAACCGCUUAUUGUCCCUACCCAGGUUGAAGAGCCAAGUGAGCAGGACAUUGUCAUACCACCCACUCCGACGCGUUCGUUGCUUCCUCAAGAUGAGACAGAAGGUAUGACAUCGGGCGCAGUGCAACCACCAGGUUCUACGGGCGAUGAAAUCAUGCAUGAGCACUCUCGCGCUCGAGAAUCGGGCGAUGAAAGUGACGGAUCCACGAGUUUCACCGAGGACGAGGAGCUGGAUGAUGGCGGCCCGAUUGACGAUAUCGAGGAUGAAGAGGAGCGACUUAUAAUGAAUGGUGGUGCGGGAAUACCAACAGGCCCUGACGGCACUCCGCGACCACUUUUACCCCUCAUUUCACCUAAGCAUGUAGGCAGAAAAUGCCUUGUGCUUGAUCUCGACGAGACCUUGGUGCACAGCAGUUUCAAGUCGAUACAACAAGCGGACUAUGUCGUCCCUGUUGAGAUCGAAUACCAUUGGCAUAAUGUAUACGUCAUCAAACGCCCUGGCGUCGACAAUUUCCUAAAACGAAUGGGCGAAAUAUAUGAAGUCGUGGUCUUCACGGCGAGUCUGAGCAAGUACGCGGAUCCUGUUCUGGACAAACUUGAUAUCCACCACGUUGUGUCGCAUCGAUUAUUCCGGGAGAGCUGUUACAAUCACCGAGGAAACUAUGUCAAGGACCUUUCACAACUGGGUAGACCCAUUUCUGAUACCAUUAUCAUCGACAAUUCACCAGCCUCCUACAUCUUCCAUCCAAACAAUGCUGUCCCGGUGUCGUCAUGGUUCAACGAUCCUCAUGACACCGAACUGACCGAUUUGUGUCCGUUCCUCGCAGAUCUUGCUCAGGUGGAUGACGUGAGGGGUGUCCUUGACGGGGGCUUGUAG